Molecule: messenger RNA, 1119 nt
Organism: Oryza brachyantha (malo sina)
Lineage: Eukaryota; Viridiplantae; Streptophyta; Magnoliopsida; Poales; Poaceae
Product: bidirectional sugar transporter SWEET6b-like
Exons: 4
Coding region: 65-838 (257 amino acids)
Biological process (GO): carbohydrate transport
Cellular component (GO): membrane
Molecular function (GO): sugar transmembrane transporter activity
Source: RefSeq, a predicted model, not a curated record
GUCCAGUGAGUAGCAGUAACCGAAACCACCACUCGGCUCCCCCAGGCCGUCGUCGUCGGCAGGGAUGAUUUCACCGGACGCGGCGCGCAACGUCGUGGGCAUCAUCGGCAAUGUCAUCUCCUUCGGCCUCUUCCUCUCCCCCGUGCCGACGUUCUGGAGGAUCUGCAAGAGGAAGGACGUGGAGGAGUUCAGGGCCGACCCGUACCUGGCGACGCUGCUCAACUGCAUGCUCUGGGUGUUCUACGGCCUCCCCGUCGUCCACCCCAACAGCCUCCUCGUCGUCACCAUCAACGGCGUCGGCCUCGUCGUCGAGGGCACCUACCUCGUCAUCUUCUUCCUCUACUCCCCCAACAAGAAGCGCCUGAGGAUGAUGGCGGUGCUGGCCGUGGAGGCGGCGUUCAUGGUGGCGGUGGUGCUGGGCGUGCUGCUGGGCGCGCACACCCACGAGAAGCGCUCCAUGAUCGUCGGCAUCCUCUGCGUCUUCUUCGGCUCCAUCAUGUACUUCUCCCCGCUCACCAUCAUGGGGAAAGUGAUAAAGACGAAGAGCGUGGAGUACAUGCCCUUCUUCCUGUCGCUGGUGUGCUUCCUCAACGGCGUGUGCUGGACGGCCUACGCGCUCAUCCGCUUCGACAUCUACGUGACCAUCCCCAACGGCCUCGGCGCCCUCUUCGGCGCCGUCCAGCUCGUCCUCUACGCCUGCUACUACAGGACCACCCCCAAGAAGCAGCCCACCAAGGACGUCGAGAUGCCCUCCGUCGUCUCCGGCUCCGGCCCCGGCGCCGCCGCCGGCAACGUCUCCGUCACCGUCGAGCGACAUGAUGCUAGCUGCCGUACGUAGUGGCGAUUCGGCCGUACGCCAUUUUAUCCUCCGGAAGAUCCGAGUAGUUGUGUUUUUUUCGAUCAGGUCAUAGUUUGUCGUGGACAUCGUGGUACCGUACUACUACUGGUACAGCUGGUGGUGAGAGGGCUUAAUUUCACAUGUGGCUCAAGCAUGCAGUGCAAUUAGCCAUAAUUAUGCCGAGAUACUGAGACCAUGCUGCAACGUUUGAUACUCCCUAUUCCUGGUUGUGUUUUUGUCAGGCGUGAUAACCGGUAAAGUGGUAAUGGCGUUUUGCAGAA